AUGUCCUCCACUGCGUCUCUUGACGCUCCUGUCGCCCAAACGGUUGGUAGUUUGACCUCAGUCACCAACCCUCAGACUUCUCAUACCCAUCGUCCCAAGUACACCCACGCUACCGCUCAUGUCCCCAAUCGAGCGGCGCACUUCGACACUUCUCUUUCUGUCCCCGUUCGGAAGUACCUCCAGACCUAUGGUCUCACUCCUCCACGGGCAGAGAGUUAUGAGAUUCAGAAGAAGAGGUGUUUGGCACAAUUGGCGUUGAAGACCACGGAUCUUGAGAGGUUUCUCCACCUGAGCACCAUCAGGCACAAUAAUGUCCACUUGUUCUACCGCUUGUUGACCGACCACUUCACCGAGUUGACCCCUCUGGUCUACACUCCCACCGUUGGAGAAGCCUGUCAGAAAUGGUCCCAAAUCUACCAACAAGCUGAGGGCAUGUAUCUCAGCUUCGAGGAUCGAGGCCACCUUUCGGCUAUCAUCCAAAACUGGCCUCAAUCCAACGUUGAGAUCACCGUCAUUACUGACGGCUCCCGCAUCCUCGGUCUGGGUGACUUGGGAGUGGGCGGCAUGGGCAUUCCAAUUGGAAAGCUUGCAUUGUACACCGGCUGCGCAGGUAUUAGGCCGGAAGGCACCCUGCCGUUGACCAUCGAUCUGGGCACCAGCAACAAAGAGUUGCUCGAAGAUCCGUUGUACAUGGGCAGCCGGAGAGGCAAGGUCACAGCAGCGGAGGAGCAGGAAUUCCUCGAUGAGCUGAUGGCAGCGCUGAAAGAGCGUUGGCCCGACAUUGUCAUCCAGUUUGAAGACUGGAAGAACCCAUUUCCCUCCCUCGAGCGCUACCGCCAAGACUAUGCCAUGUUCAACGACGACAUCCAAGGGACUGGCGCUGUCAUAAUGGGAGGCAUGAUUGGUGCCAUCAAGGAGUCCGGUCUUGCGCCCAGAGAACACCGUGCCGUUUUCCUGGGAUCUGGAUCAGCUGGCGUUGGCGUCGCCAAGCAGAUCGUCGACUACUUCAUGCAUGAAGGACUGACCGAGGAAGAGGCCAAAUCUUGUUUCUGGCUCGUCGACAGCAAGGGCCUUGUAACUCAAGACCGGGGCGACAAGCUCGCUGAACACAAGAUCUACUUCUCUCGAACGGACAACAACGGUCAACAAUUUAAGACCUUGGAUGACGUUCUUGAAUAUGUCAAGCCCACCAUUAUCAUGGGUCUCAGCACGAUUGGAGGCGCGUUCACCCCCGAGAUCCUGCAAAAGAUGGCGAAGUGGAACGAGAGGCCGAUCAUCUUCCCACUAUCCAACCCGUCUUCCAAGUCCGAAUGCACUUUUGAGGAGGCGAUCGUCCAUACGGACGGCCGAGCACUGUUUGCUUCUGGCUCUCCUUUCCAUCCCGUCAUGCACAAAGGCAAGAUGUACCAUGGAGGUCAAGGAAACAACAUGUACGUGUUCCCGGGCAUCGGCCUUGGGACCAUUCUAUCCAAGGCCGUCCAAGUCACGUCCAACAUGAUCUAUGCUUCUGGCGAAGCUUUGCCGACCAUGAUCACCGAGGAGGAGAAAGACAAGGCUUUGCUGUACCCUUCAGUUACACGCAUUCGAGAUGUGAGUGCUCGCGUCGCGUUGUACGUCAUCCGAGCGGCGCAGAAAGACAAUGUGGACCGUCUGCACCAUCUGCGCGAUAUGAGCGACAGCCAGUUGGAAGCAUGGAUCAAGGGGAAAAUGUAUGAUCCACACAAGGAGACUCAGGAGCUGGAGAAUGAGGUCCAAAACCUUGUCCAAGAUUUCAUGACCACACCAAAGUUGUGA
This is a messenger RNA of Fonsecaea multimorphosa CBS 102226, 1794 nucleotides long. RefSeq lists its product as uncharacterized. The record is from RefSeq and is a predicted model, not a curated record. Gene Ontology annotation, biological process: malate metabolic process; pyruvate metabolic process. Gene Ontology annotation, cellular component: mitochondrion. The transcript has a single exon. Gene Ontology annotation, molecular function: malate dehydrogenase (decarboxylating) (NAD+) activity; NAD binding. Bases 1 to 1794 code for a protein of 597 amino acids. Lineage: Eukaryota; Fungi; Ascomycota; Eurotiomycetes; Chaetothyriales; Herpotrichiellaceae.